AAUGUCUCAAGAAGGAAAUGGACAAAAAUCAUAUUUGGCUAAGCCUAAGGAUUGCUGUAAUUGGGUGAUGCCAUUGUUGAGGUUAUUGGCAUUUGGUGCAACAAUUUCAGCAACAUUAGUUAUGGCACUUAACAAUGAAAAGAAAACUUUUGUUGUUGCUACUAUUGGUACCACUCCAAUUCAAGCUACACUCCAUGCUAAGUUCCAGCAUACUCCAGCUUUUGUGUUCUUUGUGAUAGCAAACGGACUAUGCAGUCUCCAUAACCUCCUAAUGUUAGCAUCUUGUUUUAUUGGAAGCAAAUAUGAUUACAUGGGACUACGAUUUUAUGUGAUUGGAAUCCUAGACAUGAUAAAUGUGGCACUAAUUUCUGGUGGAGCAAGCUCAGCGGCUUUUAUGGGACAGCUUGGUAGAGAUGGGAAUUCUCAUGCAAGAUGGAAUAAAAUUUGUGAUAAAUUUUAUACAUUUUGUAACCAUGGUGAAGGAGCUAUUAUUGCUUCUUUCAUUGGUUUGCUUCUUAUGAUAAUUACAACUGGCAUUAAUAUAAUAAAACUUAAAAACGUUCAUAAUUCUGGCAAUACUUGUGCCAUUAUUCCUUAAUCAAGAAACUCCUAAUUGUCAUUUCAUAAAAA
Solanum dulcamara is the source of this 630-nucleotide messenger RNA. Its product is annotated as CASP-like protein 1B2. The record is from RefSeq and is a predicted model, not a curated record. The transcript has 3 exons. The coding region runs from base 2 to 598 and encodes 198 amino acids. NCBI's taxonomy places the organism in Eukaryota, Viridiplantae, Streptophyta, Magnoliopsida, Solanales, Solanaceae.